This is a messenger RNA of Alnus glutinosa, 6559 nucleotides long. RefSeq names its product DNA-directed RNA polymerase V subunit 1. The transcript has 19 exons. Lineage: Eukaryota; Viridiplantae; Streptophyta; Magnoliopsida; Fagales; Betulaceae. Gene Ontology annotation, biological process: DNA-templated transcription. The record is from RefSeq and is a predicted model, not a curated record. The coding region runs from base 451 to 6240 and encodes 1929 amino acids. Gene Ontology annotation, molecular function: DNA binding. Gene Ontology annotation, cellular component: RNA polymerase II, core complex.
UUUGUUUUUCUCACAACAUAAAAUACAUUUCUUGAUUCUCACUCUCUUCAGCUCUCUGUCUCAGCGUCUGAGGUUUCACUCUCUUUCUUUUCAGUGCUCUUUCUUUUAGCUUUAGGGGUUUGAUUUAGGGUUUUGGGCUAGAACCCACCAAUUCGAAGGGCAGUGGGAGUGAGAAUCUGUGAUCCUGUAAUACCUUAUGCAAGUGUUGAACUUUUGCUUGUCAAGCUGGUUUAGGUGGAUCAGAAAACAACUUUAACAAUGAAUUGAUUGUUACUGAUGGUCGCGUGCUUUGUUUUUGCUACUUAUACAUGUCUGUUGAGCUCCUUCAAAAUGAUUAAUUGAAGCUCUCUCUCUCUCUCUCUCUCUCUCUCGCACUCACAUACAAGCAGAAGUGUGCAUGCUUGAGCACAAAUACACAGAGAGUACUUUUUAAGGUUUUCUGUAAAAGAGAUGGAGGAAAAUGUCUCUUCAACCAUUUUAGAUGGGGAGAUUGUUGGGAUCAGAUUUGCUUUAGCUACUCGUCAUGAAAUUUGUACGGCAUCCAUCAGUGAGUGCCCCAUUACCCAUGUAACUCAACUUGCAAAUCCCUUUCUCGGCCUGCCCCUUGAAUUUGGUAAAUGUGAAUCUUGUGGAACUUCUGAACAAGGGAAAUGUGAAGGACAUUUCGGAUAUAUUGAAUUACCAAUUCCAAUAUAUCAUCCCAGCCAUGUUAGCGAUUUAAAAAAGAUGUUGAGCUUAUUGUGCUUGAAGUGCUUGAAAUUGAAAACUAACAAGUUUCCAGUCAAGACUGACGGUUUAGCGGAAAGAUUGCUAUCUUCAUGUUGUGAGGACACUCCACAAGUUUCUAUUAAAGAGGUUAAAUCAACAGAUGGAGCUUCUUUCUUGGAACUGAGGUUGCCACAAAAGGCAAGACUGAAAGAUGGUUUCUGGAAUUUUUUGGAAAGAUAUGGUUUUCGCCACGGUGAUGACUUUCAUCGACCUUUGCUUCCUUGCGAGGUCAUGGAAAUGCUGAAAAGAAUUCCUGAACAGACUAGAAAAAAACUUUCUAGGAAAGGGUAUUUCCCUCAAGAUGGAUAUAUCCUGCAGUACUUACCUGUCCCCCCAAACUGCUUGUCUGUGCCAGAAAUUUCUGAUGGUGUUACUGUCAUGUCUUCAGACCCUUCUUCAUCAAUGCUCAAGAAAAUUCUCAGACAGGUUGAGAUCAUCAGGAGUUCAAGAUCUGGGACACCGAAUUUUGAAUCUCAUGAAGUUGAAGCCAAUGAUUUGCAAUCAACAGUUAAUCAGUAUCUGCAAAUUAGGGGUACUGCAAAAGCAUCUCGUGAUAUUGAUUCACGAUUUGGAGUUAGCAAAGAGCCCAACAAUUCUUCAACAAAAGCGUGGCUUGAAAAAAUUAGAAUGUUGUUCAUUAGAAAGGGUUCAGGCUUCUCCUCCCGAAGUGUGAUAACUGGGGAUGCUUAUCAAAAAGUCAGUGAGAUUGGCAUCCCACUCGAGAUUGCACAGAGGAUUACCUUCGAGGAGAAGGUUAACGAGCACAACAUUAAGUAUCUACAAGAGCUGGUAGAUAAGAAGUUGUGCCUUACAUAUGGAGAUGGCUCAUCAAGGUAUUCACUGAGGGAGGGUUCCAAGGGGCAUACGUUUCUCCGACCGGGUCAAGUAAUACAUCGGCGGAUUAUGGAUGGGGAUAUUGUUUUUAUUAAUAGGCCACCAACAACCCACAAGCAUUCCUUGCAAGCACUUGCCGUGUAUGUUCAUGAUGAUCACACCGUGAAGAUAAACCCACUCAUUUGUGGGCCCUUAAGUGCUGAUUUUGAUGGUGACUGCAUUCAUUUAUUCUAUCCUCAGUCUCUUGCUGCAAAAGCUGAAGUUUUGGAACUUUUCUCUGUGGAUAAACAAUUGCUUAGCUCUCACAGUGGCAAACUGAACUUGCAACUGGCCACUGACUCAUUGUUGUCACUGAAGACAAUGUUCAAGACAUAUUUCUUAGAGAGAACAGCAGCUCAGCAGUUGGCCAUGUUUGCUUCAUCUCCUUUGCCACAACCUGCUUUGUUGAAGGCUCAUUCUGCUGCCCCUUUUUGGACUACUUUGCAGAUGUUACAGACGGCUUUGCCGUCUCACUUUGACUGCUGUGGGGAGAAACACUUGAUUCAUCAAAGUGACAUGUUGGAAAUUGACUUCAAUAGGGAUGUUGUAUCAUCUGUGGUUAAUGAUAUUGUGACCUCUAUUUUCUUUGAGAAGGGUCCUGAAGAGGUUCUAAUUUUUUUUAAUUCUCUACAGCCUUUGUUGAUGGAACACAUAUUUACAGAAGGUUUCAGUGUCAGCUUAGAGGAUUUUUCCAUAUCCAGUGAGGUCAUACAAAACAUUCGGAAGAAUUUUCAGGUUAUUUCUCCUUUGCUGUAUCACCUAAGGUCAACAUACAAUGAGCUGGUGCAGUUGCAAUUAGAGAAUCACAUCAAACUUGUGAAGGUGCCAGUUACAAAUUUUAUUCUAAACUCGUCUGCAUUGGGUGAUUUAGUCGACUCCAAAAGUGAUUCAGCUAUUAACAAAGUAGUUCAACAAAUUGGCUUUCUGGGCCUGCAGCUUUUUGAUAAGGGAAAGUUCUACUCUAAGACAUUGGUUGAAGAUGUGGCCUAUCUUUUUCAUAGUAAAUAUUCUUCUGAGGGAGUUGAUUACCCUUCCGCAGAAUAUGGAUUAAUCCAAAGCUGUUUUUUUCAUGGGUUAGAUCCAUAUGAGGAGCUGGUUCAUUCAAUAUCUACGAGAGAAGUAAUUGUUCGCUCAUCGAGAGGAUUGUCUGAACCUGGUACUUUAUUUAAAAACUUAAUGGCCAUCCUUCGAGAUAUUGUUAUUUGUUAUGAUGGCACAGUGAGGAACGUUAACAGCAACUCCAUAAUCCAAUUUGAGUAUGGGGUAAAUUCUGGAAGUAAAGCCCAUAAUAUUUUGCCUGCUGGUGAACCUGUUGGCGUCUUAGCCGCAACAGCAAUGUCAAAUCCUGCAUAUAAGGCAGUUCUUGAUUCUACUCCAAGCAGCAAUUCCUCAUGGGAGCUGAUGAAGGAAAUAUUGCUUUGCAAGGUCAAUUUCAAGAAUGAACUUAUUGACCGGCGUGUGAUAUUAUUUUUGAACGAAUGUGAUUGUGGGAGAAAAUAUUGCCGAGAAAAAGCAGCAUAUUUAGUGAAGAAUCAAUUGAAGAAAGUCAGCCUUAAAGAUACUGCUGUUGAGUUUCUAAUUGAAUAUAAAGAACAACAAACUGUGUCAGAAAGUUCUGAAAUUGAUGCAGGCCUGGUUGGUCAUGUUCAUCUAAACGAGAUACUAUUGAAAGAGAUGAACACUAGUAUGCAUGAGGUUCUUCAUAAGUGCCAAGAGACUGUUAAUUCUUUCCGGAAGAAGAAGAAACUUGGUCAUGUUUUUAAAAGAAUGGUUUUGUCUGUCAGUGAAUGUUGCUCUUUCCAGCAAUCUUGUCAACAGAAAAGCUCUGGUAUGCCAUGCUUGAUGUUCUUUUGGCAAGAUGCAAGUGAUAGUCAUUUGGAGAAAACAUCACAUAUCCUUUCUGACAUUAUUUGCCCAGUUCUUCUUGAAACAAUCGUUAAAGGUGAUCCUCGGAUUUGCUUGGCAAACAUAAUAUGGGUUAAUCCGGAUACGACAACUUGGAUAAGAAACCCUUGCGAGUCUCGGAACGGUGAAUUGGCUCUGGACAUUGUUCUGGAGAAAUCUGUUGUGAAGCAAAGUGGCGAUGCUUGGAGGAUUGUCUUAGACUCUUGUCUUCCUGUACUUCAUUUAAUUGACACCAGACGUUCCAUACCAUAUGCAAUUAAGCAACUUCAGGAAAUGCUAGGGGUUUCUUGUGCUUUUGAUCAAGCAGUUCAGCGCCUGGAAAAAUCAGUGACUAUGGUAGCCAAAGGUGUUCUCAAAGAGCAUCUCAUUCUCUUGGCAAAUAGUAUGACGUGUGCUGGAAAUUUGGUUGGCUUCAAUUCUGGUGGUUAUAAAGCAUUGACGCGUUCAUAUAAUGUCGAAGCACCAUUUACGGAAGCAACACUUUCUACACCAAGAAAAUGUUUUGAGAGAGCUGCUGAAAAGCGUCAUAUGGAUUCACUGUCCAGCAUAGUUGCAUCUUGUUCCUGGGGUAGACAUGUGGCAGUGGGUACAGGAUCUAGAUUUGAUAUCCUCUUGGACACAAAGCAGGUAGGAUUGAAUCAAGAAGGCGGAAUAGAUGUUUAUAACUUUCUCCAUAUGAUGAACAGUACUGCAAAUGGAGAAGAAUCAAAUACUGCCUGUCUUGGGGCAGAAAUUGACGAUAUAAUGCUGGAAGAUGAAUAUGAAGAUUGGGCCCCCUCCCCAGAGCAUAACUCAAGUUCUGAUAAGCCAUUCUUUGAAGACAGUGCUGAAUUUGAAAGCAGUUUAGAUAAUCGGCCAGGCGAAUCAACUUUGGAUGCUGAUGCUUCGAAUCCUUGGGGGGGAAAGGCUGGAGACAUUGAUCCUGCGAACCCUUGGGAAAAGGCUGGAGGCGUUGAUGCUGCAAACCCGUGGGGAAAAAAGGCUGGAGAAAAUACUUCAUCUGGUUGGGGAGCCCAUAAUGCUGAAGCAGGCAAUGUCUCCACCAAAGCCCCAGAGGAUUCUUCAAGGUCUAGUGGUUGGGGUGCAGCAACCAAAAAUGUUUCUUCUGGUUGGGGAACAGGUGGAGAAGAAUUACAAGAUUCUUUUGUCUCUACAAAAGCACAAGAGAAGUCUUCCAGAUCCCCAACCUGGGAUGCUGCAAGUCCUUGGCAGAAAAAGGCUGGAGAUGUCGCUGAAAAUACUUCAUAUGGUUGGGGAACCCAUAAUGCUGAAUCAGGCAAUGUCUCCACCAAAGCCCCAGAGGAUUCUUCCAGGUCUAGUGGUUGGGGUGCAGCAACCAAAAAUGUUUCUUCUGGUUGGGGAACAGGUGGAGAAGAAUUACGAGAUUCUUUUGUCUCUACAAAAGCACAAGAGAACUCUUCCAGAUCCCCAACCUGGGAUGCUGCAAGUCCUUGGCAGAAAAAGGCUGGAGAUGUUGCUAAAUCUGGAUCUUGCAGAUAUGAUGGAAAGCCUGUGCUUGAACAAACAACAGAGACUUGUGAUUCGGAUAAGAAGGUUACUCAGGAGACAGUUCAAUCAACAUCUGGUUGGGUUUCUUCAACCAUAGAAGACUGGACUAGGAACGAAACUCCUUCCCCGUCUCUGGAACAUGCUGAGUCACCUGCCAUCAAUCAUUCACAGGGGCAGCGGAAGUCACCAGAAUCUUCUCAAGGUUGGGGUGCUUCGAAUGAGACAAAUCAACCAGCAAGUUUGCAUGGUUGGGAUUCGCCAAAUGCUGGUGACAGUGAAAGAGAUAGACAUCAUCAGUGGGGAAGGCAGAGUGCAGAACCAUCCAAGAAAAAUUUCUUUGAAGGCUCAAGGGGUUGGGGUUCAAAUGAUGGAGAAAGGAAAUCUAUUCGCCCUGCAAAAUCACCGGGAAGGACACAUGCUGAUUCUAGUGCAGGUGGAAUAUAUACUGCAACUAGACAACGAUUAGAUAUGUUCACUUCUGAGGAACAAGAUGUUCUCUUGGAUGUUGAACAGAUUAUGCAAUCUAUUAGAAGAAUAAUGCAUCAGCCUGGGUACAAUGAUGGGGAUCCACUGCCAGCUGAAGAUCAAUCCUAUGUACUUGAUAAUGUUUUUAACUAUCAUCCAGAUAAAGCAGUGAAAAUGGGUGUUGGAACUGAUCAUUUCAUGGUUAGCAGGCAUAGCAGUUUCCAGGAAAGUCGGUGCUUCUAUGUUGUCUCGACUGAUGGUCGAAAAGAAGACUUUUCCUAUCGAAAAUGCAUGGAGAACUACAUCAAGGGGAAGUAUCCAGACAUUGCUGAAGCAUUCAUUGCCAAGUAUUUUUUUAGAAAACCCCGUUCUGGAGGGAACCGGGAGAGAACCCCCAAUCCAGAGGGAUGGAACCGGGAGGGAUGGAACCGGGAAAGAACCCCCAAUCCAGAGGGAUGGAACAGGGAGAAAACCCCCAAUCCAGAGGGAUGGAACAGGGAGAAAACCCCCAAUCCAGAAGGAUGGAACCAAGAGAAAACCCCCAACCCAGAGGGAUGGAACAUGGAGAAAACCCCCAAUCCAGAGGGAUGGAACCGGGAGAAAACCCCCAAUCCAGAGGGAUGGAACCAAGAGAAAACCUCUAAUCCAGGGGGAUGGAAUCAGGAGAAAACCCCCAAUCUAGAUGGAUGGAACCGGGAGAAAACCCCCAAUCCAGAGUGAUCUGGGAAAGAGCAUAGGCAGUAAGGCUGCAGAUGGGGCCGUGGUUUUGUUAAAUGUAAAUCCUUUAGCUUGCUCCCUUGAUGUAAUUAGAUAGAAACAUUUGUAUCAUCUGUUUGUUUUUUUUUUUGUUGUUGGUAUAUAUGCAGGGCAGAUGUUAAGGAUACUUUUCAGCUCCUCCCCACAAAAUCACCGAACCCCCUUCCAUGUGAACUGCUAAUUUUUUCAAAUAUCAGCAGUUCUUAUUUAUCCCGUACAUAGCUUUAUCUUGUAGAAUUCAACUUAUACAGUGGAGAGGGAAAUUCACAUGCUGUUUAUUGUU